AUGGCGCAGCAUAAAAAUCAACUGGACAGAGAAAGAUUCUGCUGUUCGAUCUGUCUGGAACUAUUGAAGGAUCCGGUGACUACUGUCUGUGGACACAGCUACUGUCUGAGCUGUAUUAACACCCACUGGGACAAAGAUGAGGAGAGAGGAAGCUACAGCUGCCCUCAGUGUAGACAGACCUUCACGCCGAGGCCUGUCCUGGAGAAAAACACCGUGUUAGCUGAUUUAGUGGAGGAGCUGAAGAAGACUGGACUCCAAGCUGCUCCUGCUGAUCACUGCUAUGCUGGACCUGAAGAUAUGGCCUGUGAUUUCUGCACUGGGAGAAAACUGAAAGCUCUUAAGUCCUGUUUGGUUUGUUUGGUCUCUUAUUGUGAAAAACACCUCCAGCCUCAUCUUCAGUCAGCUCCAUUUAAGAAGCACAAGCUGGUGGAGCCCUCGGAGAAGUUCCAGAAGAACAUCUGCUCUCGUCACGACGAGGUGAUGAAGAUGUUCUGCCGCACUGAUCAGCAGUGUAUCUCAUAUCUCUGCUCUAUGGAUAAAGACCACGACACACAGCAAACUGAAGUGAGUCGAAUUGUGUCUCAAGUGGAUGUUUUACUGCCACAACCAGAGCCAGAGACAAGAACUGACUUCUUAAAAUAUCCACAGGAAAACACACUGGAUCCAAAAACAGCACACAAACAUAUGUUAUUAUCUGAGGGAAACAGAAAAGUAACACGUAUGAGAGAAGAACAGUCUUAUUCUGAUCACCCAGACAGAUUCACUUACUGGCUUCAGGUCCUGAGUAGAGAGAGUCUGACUGGACGUUGUUACUGGGAGAUGGAGAUGAGAGCAGGAGGUGUAGCAGUCAUAUACAAGAAUAUCAGCAGAGCAGGAAACUCACUUGGAUGUGUAUUUGGAUACAAUGAUAAAUCUUGGAUGGUUUAUUGUGAUGGAAACAGUUAUAACUUUUAUUACAACAACAUCAACAUUCCAGUGUCAGGUCCUGUGUCCUCCAGAGUAGGAGUGUACCUGGAUCACAGUGCAGGUGUUCUGUCCUUCUACAGAGUCUCUGACACCAUGACUCUCCUCCACAGAGUCCAGACCACAUUCACUCAGCCUCUCUAUGCUGGAGUUAGGGUUUGUAAGAAUGGAGACACAGCUGAGCUCUGUAAACUCAAAUAGCAUCACAUCUCUCACCAAUACAUGGCGUGGAGAAAUGGAUAUCACUCAGCAAGAACU
Pleuronectes platessa (European plaice) is the source of this 1221-nucleotide messenger RNA. RefSeq names its product tripartite motif-containing protein 16-like. Gene Ontology annotation, molecular function: protein binding. Lineage: Eukaryota; Metazoa; Chordata; Actinopteri; Pleuronectiformes; Pleuronectidae. Bases 1 to 1164 code for a protein of 387 amino acids. The transcript is spliced from 3 exons. The record is from RefSeq and is a predicted model, not a curated record.